AUGGCUGGCUCGGCGGCGACUUCCAUUAUCCAGUGCCGGGGAAUAUCAACCUCAGCUGUUGCUCUGGGUAAAAGGAAUUUCAGGAAGUUUAUGGUAUACGGUAAAAGAGGAACUAGGCUCUUCAAAAAGACUUCUUAUCAACAACUAGAUCCAGAAAUUCAGAAGGAAUUUGACAGGGGCGUGAGGCCUAUUGGUGUUACAGUCGGGAAAAAGUUUCAUGUCAUCAAGGAAAUGAUUCCAGAGUUAAUUGUUCCAAAUUUAGAUGGCUUUAAGCUCAAGCCCUACGUUUCCUAUCGAACACCAGAUGUCAUUCAGAGUGAGUUUGGGCCACAAGAUUUAUUCUAUGCAGUUUACAGUGAAAAGAUUGCCGAAGAUUUCAAGAAUGGUAAACUUGAUGAAAAUUGUAAUUCACUUGAGCCAUCAGAUGAAGAGCAACUAACAGCAGAGGAAGCAAGCAAGAAGGCAUUAUCAAUAGGUGCAGAUCUACUUGCCUGAGGUCCCAUUCUUCCAAAUCUAGAGAUGUAAUUGUGACUGGCCAUUAAGAAAUCUCUAGUUUGUCUUUUCACAUUGAAAGGGCAAUGUUUUGAAUACAGUAGCCACCAGGGUACAAUUCUAUAUACAUACCAGUGGUGCAAGCUAAUCUCAGUUCUUUGUAAAUAUUUUCAAUAAAAUCAUGAAGCUCUAA
This is a messenger RNA of Scylla paramamosain (green mud crab), 685 nucleotides long. It is a transcript of the gene mRpL41, whose product is annotated as large ribosomal subunit protein mL41-like. The record is from RefSeq and is a predicted model, not a curated record. Gene Ontology annotation, biological process: translation. Lineage: Eukaryota; Metazoa; Arthropoda; Malacostraca; Decapoda; Portunidae. The transcript has 3 exons. Gene Ontology annotation, cellular component: mitochondrial large ribosomal subunit. Gene Ontology annotation, molecular function: structural constituent of ribosome. Bases 1 to 495 code for a protein of 164 amino acids.